Molecule: messenger RNA, 1491 nt
Organism: Pyricularia pennisetigena
Lineage: Eukaryota; Fungi; Ascomycota; Sordariomycetes; Magnaporthales; Pyriculariaceae
Exons: 3
Coding region: 1-1491 (496 amino acids)
Source: RefSeq, a predicted model, not a curated record
AUGAUCAACGAGAACUAUGACCUCGAGGCGAAGCUGCUCGCACGCAACUGGUCCCUAACGGCAGUGAGCGGAUUAGUGCUUCUGGGCAGGAUCUAUUCGCGCCUAUGGAAACAACGGUUGGCCUUGUGGUGGGAUGACUGGAUCAUCGUAUUGACGUGGCUGCUCCUGCUCAUCACGUCCAUCUAUUCCAUCUUCCAGCUGCGCGGCUCCGGGGUGCCCGUGUCGGACCUCACGGCACAGGAAAGGACCGACUUCAUGUUUUGGACCCAGCUGGUUGCCACGAUCGCAGUCAUCACCAGUGCUUCGGCCAAGACGGGCUUCUGCGCAACGCUCAUCCGCGCCUCCACACCGCAAUUACUUCGGCAGAACCAGACGAGGAACAGUGGCUCAUGGAGCCAGAGUAGCGCCGAGACCGCACGACCGCAACGGAAAUGGAGGGAUAACAUGGGGAACUGGCAGUGGGGGAUGGACUGGCCAACGGGAGGGAGCAACCGAAAGGACAACAAGGAAAAGGAAAAGGAACAAUCGAAUUCGAAGUGGAGGGAUAGUUCGGGGAACUGGCAGUGGCCUAAAAAAGCCAAGAAUCGACAGCUACCAUCGAUGCCAAACCCUGCUGCCCCAGAAGAGCCUACAAGAAACUGGCGAGACUCUGCCGGUAACUGGCAGUGGGGGUUGAGCAUAAGGGGCCAGACGCGCCAGAUAUGGCUACGCUGGACAUCCUGGAUCGUUUUGGUCGCCGUAAAUAUCGUCUCACUGCUCGCUGGCGUCUUGAUAUGGACGCGCUGCAAUCCCAUCGCGAAGACGUACCGACCAGAUGUCUCCGGACAAUGCUUCAGUAACACUACCACCUCGGCAAUUUUCACCAGCAAUAACGCCUUCUCGGGGGCGAUGGAUCUUAUCCUUAGCGUGCUGCCCUUGCUGAUCCUUUGGGGAAAAGGGUUAACUCGGGGACAGAAGCUAGGCGUUACUGCAGCUGCUGCCUUUGUUAAAGCUGCCGAAACACAACUCAACAUGGACGGCGACCCAACCAUUACCGGCGCGAGCUACCUGGUUUGGGGGGCCGUCGAAUCGCACGUCAUCGUCAUCGCUGCUUCGCUCCCGUCACUUGGCUAUCUCAUCUGGCCACCACGUGAAGACGACCGCAUCGUCGUGCCAUCGACGCAGACGUGGCGCAUUCCGACGCCCGAGGGACUGCGUGAAGCCAUGGACCGGCCCGUGACCACAGCCGACCUGCUAUCGACAGGUCAAACGACGGUUCGCUGGGACUUGGACAAGGCGGGCAUGAUGCCUACCUACCCGAAGGUGGUGCCGGCUGAUAUUGAACGCACUGGAGAGGCUCCAUGGCCUCCAACGAGUAUGAUGGCGAGACCGAGACCGAAGUCGUCCAACGCCAUGCUACGGCCUCCGCCGGUGCCUGUCAAGGAUGCACGCAGGGACCAAAGGUCGAAAUCAAUGAUUUCAGGGAGUUCGGCCAAUGCCAUGUUUAUCUGA